UCCUAACAGGCGGCAGACGAGCUCUCCCUCCCCAUUCACUGCAGUGUGGCUGUGCUGUACACUCCAAAGGGACAAUACACUGGGAAUAACGUUAUAACAUAGGCUUCAAGUAUACUACAGAAACAAACUGGGACCUGCAGCACCCAUCACCAAGCGCUGAUCAGUUGCUCGAUAGUGGAGUGGUUUUCACUGGGACUUACAGGAUCCAGAUCCAGAAAGACACAUUUUGAUCCUCGCAGUCAGCUCGCUACAUUCUGUGGUUCACCAGCUUGACGAUGGUUCUGUGUGAGGACGGCGAGUGCAGCGUCUGCCUCUCGCCCUACUCGCGGACGGACAGGAUCCCCCGGGUGCUCCACUGCAGGCACACCUUCUGCGACCCCUGCCUGGAGACCAUGUCGCAGGCCAGGAGCGGGCUGCUCACCGUGGGUUGCCCGCUGUGCCGUCGGGUGACCUGCAUAGAACGCGGCCUCGGCCUGCAGGAAGCCCUGUGGGUCAACAGCAAGCUGUGGGAGCAGAUACCGGAGGAGGAGGAGGAAGAGGGGGAGGAGGAGGAGGAGGAUGACGGUGGACUGAAACAAGAAGCUGAGGAGGAGAGGAUGGAGACUAAACAACAAGCAGAAUGUGUUCCCUCCAGGUCCGGCAGAACAAAGCUCAGGCUGCCCGCGUUCUUCAGAAGGUUCAGCUUGACGAAGCAACGCCAAGAGAGGAUCGUGCCUGGCAGUAAUGUGGAGAUGAAAUCCUGGCGCAGGCUUUCAGCUGAGGAGACUGUUUGAAGCUGGACGUGACAGCUCCUCUCAGGAUCACAGCUAGACGCCGCUGGAAGACUCAGCCGGUCCGUGGAGGGAAAGUUGAAGCCGUUAGGACUGAAAAUCCAUUUGUGUUCCUGUCGAGACGUUGUUUUGUCCUCAGGCAAAGGUGCCCUGUCCCCCCAUUAUUUAUUCUAGACUUAACUCUCCCAGCUGGUGCUGUGGGAUUUGGUUCAGCUGUCCCAGCGGGACCCACACCCGGAGACCCCCUCGUAACAGAUGGUCUCCUGAGGACGUUCCCUUUUGCAGAGCCGCUGCUGAACAUCCA
Chelmon rostratus (copperband butterflyfish) is the source of this 1074-nucleotide messenger RNA. RefSeq lists its product as uncharacterized. Bases 276 to 773 code for a protein of 165 amino acids. The record is from RefSeq and is a predicted model, not a curated record. Gene Ontology annotation, biological process: protein ubiquitination. The transcript has 4 exons. Gene Ontology annotation, molecular function: ubiquitin protein ligase activity. NCBI's taxonomy places the organism in Eukaryota, Metazoa, Chordata, Actinopteri, Chaetodontiformes, Chaetodontidae.